This is a messenger RNA of Phycodurus eques (leafy seadragon), 1036 nucleotides long. RefSeq names its product BCL2 associated athanogene 2 (gene bag2). Gene Ontology annotation, biological process: protein stabilization. Gene Ontology annotation, molecular function: protein-folding chaperone binding; adenyl-nucleotide exchange factor activity. The record is from RefSeq and is a predicted model, not a curated record. Lineage: Eukaryota; Metazoa; Chordata; Actinopteri; Syngnathiformes; Syngnathidae.
CCGGGCAGUCAUCUGAACACAACAGCGUGCGGAUCCGAAUGCACCGUAAUCUGUCCUCCCUAGCAGAACACACUACUACUUGGAAAAAAGAUUUUACGUAUUCGGCCACCCGCCGUCAUGGCUCAAGCUAAAAUACAAGCUAAAUUCAACGAAGUAUCAUGCGGCAAGUUCAACAGAACUAUGUCCAUGGCGGACCGCGCCGGACAACUUUUAUCGAAUUUGGAUCAACUGGACGUGAGGGUGGAGGCUCUACGCGAAACAGCCUCGGCCAUGGAGCAGGAAAGGGAGUGCAUUCUGGAAAUGAUUCAGUCCUUACAGAACAGUCAAGAAAUGCACAACAUUAGUGCCGGAGAGAAAGAAGAGUUAAUUUUGACUGCAGACCGACUAAUGGGCCGCACAUUGUCGGUGGAGAUCAACGUGGGUACCAUCAGGAGCAUCCAGCAGGAGGAGGCCCUGUGCAAGGCCACGUCCAUUAUUGACGAAAUCGUGCAGAAGCUGCUGGUCGACAUGACCGAAUCGAAGCAGCGGCUCCUCGCCUUGCACUCGGCCUGCGUGACGGAGGCGCCGCCCGUGGCCAUCGACCAGAAGUUUCAGGCCAUCGUGAUCAGCUGUGCUCUGGAGGACCAGAAGAAGAUCAAGAGAAGGCUGGAGAUGCUCCUGAGGAACGUUGGAAAUGCUGAGAAGAAUAUAAAGAUCAUGGAUCACCAGAAAUUAGAAGAGCCAAAAACCAACGGCAGUGAAUAGGAGUUGUCAGCCAAAACCUACAAUGUCCUUCACUGUCUUAAGCAAACUACUACUCGAUUAAUCUAUAUGGGAUUCAUACAUUUGUUGUGUACAUUGGGGCCAAAACUAUAGCAUGUAAAAGUGACCAUACCUGAAUGAACUAUUUAUAACACAAUUUAAAAUCUUGGUUUGACUGCACUACUAAAAUGCAUGAAGAAAAUACAAGUCACAUUAAGCUGAGGAUUUGAGCUCGUUUGCAAUAAUUCUGUUUUUUUGUGUGCAAGUGAAUAAAAUCAAUGUUUAACAAGUUGAA